UCCACAAAGCGAAAACUUGAAAAAACUAUCUUCGUUUCAUCUAAACGAUCAUCAAAUCACUUAUCAUCAAUAUUUUCAACAAUUGGAUAUCUGCUUCACCAAAUUUUUCUCUUUGCAUACAAUGUUUCGUAUUUUGGCGUGAUUUUGACACCAUGCAAGACACCAAAGCCAUCGUGUUUGACAAUUCCGAAAAAGUCAAGUAUGUUCAACUUGUAUGCGUACCGAUUUUAUCAAACCACUUGAAUACUUUAAUCGCCGUCGGGGAUGGAGGUACUAUCAUGGUUUACUCAAAAGCUUCCAAUGAACCCACAGAGACGGCAAUGAAGCUGAAUGAGUUUAACAUACAAGGCCCGAUUUAUUCCUUUGAUAAAGCACACAAGGACUCCACUUAUCUUGUUUGUUCACAAAAUGGUAAGAUAUCCAUGUUGGAGUUUGAAUAUAGCAAAAAUGACAGCGUAAAGCUACAAUCUACGCGUGUCAAAUAUCAUCAUGCUCCCAUAUUACGUACCAGGAUGCGUGAUGCGGUAGCAUACACGUUUGAUUCGCUAUUUGACCAAUCAAACGGAAACGUCCAGAUGAUGACGUACGAAUAUGAUCCUACACCAGUGUCAAUUGCAAAUAAUCCGGAUGCCAUCUCAGAUUUAAUCCAAAUUUCCUUGGCUGACUUAACAUCCAAAGAAUCCGAAUUAAAACGCUUGGAUUGUGCCGAGCAAGAAUUAUCUCGUCGACUUGUUUCUACGAACAGGACCUUGUAUGCUUUACAAAGUAUCCAACAAAAGCGAACACCAGGUGUCUGUCAUUCGUUGGAAACCACUGGAUUUGAAUUUACAAUGCGGGCUAUCACCAAACCAGAAUCUAUCGCCAACUGCAGCAGCAGUUUAUAUUCCACUGCGUAUCUACGCAUCAAGAUUCAAACAUCUCGGUUUCUGGAAUUGGAAAAUUGGGACCUUGAACUAGGUUUUUUCCCACGUCAUGAUGGAUAUAGCACAACCAGAACAGUCUCUGUCAUGGGAUUCGAACCAACUUACGAAAAUGGCAUAGAGCGUGCUUCCAUGUGGGAAAGAGAUUUUGAAUUGGAUCUCGAAAAGGUUAAAUUACCUAUACAAGUAUCCGCUACUCUCAUUAUGUCCGUUGACGAGAAUCAAACCCCACCACUUCGAUUCCCUAUCGCCAAGAUGAAUUUGGAUGAUUUACACCUUGUAAUGCCUUGCAGUCCAGAUAUAUUGACAACUAUUCAAAGAAGAGGGUUGGAACAGGUAUCACAACGAUUGAUAGAUUCGUAUCACAAACAAAAGUUGUUUGAUAAAAGCGGAAGAUACCCGUUUGCUAGAUUAUUCAGGAGCAAAUCAUCAUCACCAGAUGAAAUGCUGUCACCUUUUAUCAAGUUUAAAGAAAUUCAUAUCCGAUGUUUAGUAGAUUUACACAUGACCGAUCAAAGUUAUAGAAUGAUUUUAUCUAGUGUUUUAAACGAAGGACGUACUAUGGAUGACAUGAAGCGUAUCUUACAAAGUGCCGAGCAAGCAUUGUUUACUUUGGCUGCAUUUCCUGCCUGUCCAAUUAUAAUGAAACUUUCACGCGUGUCUUCCACCAUCAUUGAUUUUUCUAUACAAUGCAUUUUCCCUCCAGCGCUGUUCAAAGCGGAAGCAGCGCUACUUUCUAGGCUGUUUGAUAAAUUCAUUCAACCGCCAGUGCUAGAGUCACAUAGCGGUGCAUUCCUUAAAAAAAUGGGAUUACUGGAGGACUCUAUUUUCAGUGCACAAGAGAAAUAUCAAUCAGAUGAAAUGGAGAUUGAUGAUGACGAUGAAUCAUUACUAUGCAAACUAAAAAAAUCGACUGAUUUAUUCUAUGAUAUCUAUCAAGAAGAGCCUAUUGGGCAUUUCGUUAUCUGAGAGGCAGAUCUAGGAGGUUUGUGAAAAUAAAAAUAAUAAUAAAAAAAAAGCGGGAGUUAAAGUAG
Mucor mucedo is the source of this 1954-nucleotide messenger RNA. RefSeq lists its product as uncharacterized. NCBI's taxonomy places the organism in Eukaryota, Fungi, Mucoromycota, Mucoromycetes, Mucorales, Mucoraceae. The transcript has 8 exons. The record is from RefSeq and is a predicted model, not a curated record. Bases 153 to 1889 code for a protein of 578 amino acids.